Rhododendron vialii is the source of this 2108-nucleotide messenger RNA. RefSeq names its product magnesium/proton exchanger. Lineage: Eukaryota; Viridiplantae; Streptophyta; Magnoliopsida; Ericales; Ericaceae. The transcript is spliced from 9 exons. The record is from RefSeq and is a predicted model, not a curated record. The coding region runs from base 271 to 1620 and encodes 449 amino acids. Gene Ontology annotation, biological process: metal ion transport; transmembrane transport. Gene Ontology annotation, cellular component: membrane.
UCCAAUAGAUUCCACGAAAAUCGAAAUCCAAUUUGAGGCCAAGUCGGUCGUCGUAACUUGCGUCAAUCUAGAUACCUACCGGCGAUCCUCACAUUUCGCCGCCGCCGUCCCCUGCUCUCUGGUACGUCGGUCGGUCGGCCCAUUAAUCCUAUUCUUUUCUUCGCGACAUUUCUUGGAAUCGACCUGUAUAAUCUACUUUUCGUGGCUUAUUUGUUUUACUCCUUGGUUCGCUGCUAAUUCUUUUACCAGGUACGCAACUACUACUUCACAAUGACUGAUUCUGUGAUUCUAAAAUUCGGAAUGCAUACUAAUACGACGAUGGCCUCCGUCCGUAACCAUUCUGCUGAGAGCACAUCUAUUUCCAAUGUCUUAUGCCAAGACUACUUCAUUUUUCCGGGUGAAACUGCCCUUGGGGAUGGAUUCCGGGCCUUUCUGUAUUUUCUUGGUCUAGCUUAUUGUUUCAUCGGAUUAUCAGCUAUAACUGCGCGGUUCUUCCGGUCUAUGGAAGCUGUUGUUAAGCAUAGCCGGACUGUGGUGGAGAUAGAUCCUUUGACAAAUAGUGAGGAGGUUAGACAAGAAAAGGUGUGGAAUUACACAAUUGCCGACAUCACUCUGUUGGCGUUUGGGACUAGCUUCCCCCAAAUCUCUUUGGCUACCAUUGACGCCAUACGAAACAUUGGGAACUUGUAUGCUGGAGGUUUGGGUCCUGGAACACUUGUGGGUUCUGCUGCAUUCGACCUAUUUCCCAUCCAUGCUGUUUGUGUGGUGGUACCAAAAGCUGGAGAGUUGAAAAAGAUAUCGGAUUUAGGAGUAUGGCUAGUGGAGCUUUUUUGGUCCUUUUGGGCUUACAUAUGGUUAUACAUUAUCAUAGAGGUGUGGACUCCAAACAUUGUUACCUUGUGGGAAUCCUUAUUGACAGUGCUCCAGUUUGGGUUACUGCUGAUGCAUGCUUAUGCUCAGGACAAGCGUUGGCCCUAUUUGUCUCUUCCUAUUGCAAGAACUGAGAGGCCGGAGGACUGGGUGCCAGAAGAGGUUGCUUCAUGCAAACAUGAUAACAGUGUCUCCGUUGAACACUCUGAUGAUAUACUAGAAGUUGCUGAUGAUGAACGGAAAGCCAUUGUUGAUAUUUUCUCUAUUCAUUCAAGAGAAGGACCUGUGUAUCAGAGCGUGCCUGGUAAUGAUCUAGCUGAAGCCCCUGAUGAACCUUUGAACAGAAAGAUUGAUGUCGUACAAUCCCACUUGUUCUUAAUUUGGAAGCAGCAAUUUGUUGAUGCGUUCACGGUGGAUAGCACAGAAGGGAGAAAAUUGAACAAUAUCUACCUGAGGCUUGCGAGAAUUUUCUGGCAGACACUCCUUGCACCAUGGAGAAUUUUGUUUGCCUUUGUACCUCCACAUCAAAUAGCUCAUGGCUGGAUUGCCUUCAUUUGCUCUCUAAUUUUCAUCAGUGGGAUAGCAUACAUUGUUACCCAACUCACAGAUCUAAUUACGUGUGUCACAGGAAUAAAUGCCUACGUGAUAGCAUUUACUGUAUUGGCGAGUGGAACCUCGUGCUAUAGCAAACAUCACUUGCAGCAAUUCGGUGAACAUUUAUGUGGGCAUAGGCAUUCCAUGGCUCAUUGACACAGCAUACAACUACAUAGCCUAUAAGGAACCGUUGAGGAUCAAGAAUGCCGAGGGGCUCAGCUUCUGUUUGCUUGUUUUCUUUGCUACUUCUGCCGGCUGCAUUGUUGUUCUGGUAUUUAGGCGAAUAACAUUGGGUGCUGAGCUUGGAGGGCCAAGGCUAUGGGCCUGGGUAACUUUUGUGUACUUCAUGUUGCUUUGGAUGAUUUUCGUUGUGCUGUCCUCCCUUAAAGUUUCAGGCAUCAUCUGAGGAGUUCAAUUUUCCCCUGAAAUAUUAUUUGUUUCACUUCCCCUACUUUUCAUUGAUAGUGCUUUGUUGUAAAGCUUUCUAGGAUUCAAAUAUAAAAUCCAUACAAGGGUUUGGUCAUCCAUUGUGAUAGAAUUAGUAAAUGAAUAGAAAAAGAGAACGUUGACUGGUUUCAUGGUAUUCAAGGACAUGUAUUGCUAGACCAAGCUUCUUUAAUAGUGCAAGUAGUAUUACAAUGGUC